UGCACACUGCACAACAAGCAUCUCCCAACGUUCAUUUGGGGACUGCUCUGGCCAAUGGACUCGGACAACUAAGAUCUUGACAUCGCACAUAUGACCGCACAACUCAGCAAUACCGAGACAUGGUCGCUGCUGGCCUGCUCUGCUGCCAGCCUUGGCGUCCUCUCUAACACCUGGAGCAGUGAUGGAGCCCCUGUAUUUGCAUCGCUAGCUUUGAGUGGUCUGGCAUUUUCUUCUUCAUAUGCCAUCAUACGAUGGACCGGAGAUGCGUUCAUCCGAGCUGGGCGAAAAGGAAAGGACAUGUCCAAGAAACAACCUAUUGUACUCCCUGAGAUGAUGGGACUAGUCAGCGCGCUGGUAUAUCUGUUGUGCAUUAUAGCCUUUCUUCCGUUUGCUUUCAAACAUGACAUUGUGGCCGCGACUUCAGGGGGAGGCAACAAGGACAUCGUGGUCGAGGCUCAAAUCGUCGAGACAGGAAGAUUUCUACACAGAUUCCCUCUUGAGAAGCUCGCAUCUUAUGGUUUCGCAUAUGGUACACUCGCGACGGUCAUCAUCCUCGGCAUCAUCGACGACUUUUUCGACAUUAGAUGGAGACACAAAUUCUUCAUCCCUGCUUUUGCAUCGCUUCCCAUCCUGGGACUGUAUUUUGUUGAUUUCGGUGUCACUCAAGUGGUGGUCCCUAUCCCGCUGAGGCCGUAUCUAGGAGAACUCGUCGAUCUGGGCUCGUUGUACUACCUGUACAUGUCUGCCAUUUCCAUCUUCUGCCCCAACAGCAUCAACAUUCUAGCUGGCAUCAACGGCAUCGAAGUCGCUCAAUCGAUCGUUAUUGCCAUGCUCAUUCUUCUGAAUGACGCAUUCUACCUGGUUCCUUCGACUCCCAAUCUUCACCCUGCCACAGACUCCCAUCUGUUCUCAGUCUAUUUGUUGCUACCGUUCCUCGGUGUAUCUUUCGCCCUUCUCAAGCAUAAUUGGUUCCCUGCCAAGGUAUUUGUGGGAGACACGUACUGCUACUUCGCCGGUAUGGUCUUUGCCGUAGUGGGCAUCAUGGGCCACUUCAGCAAAACUCUCAUACUUCUGUUCAUCCCUCAGGUCUUCAACUUCAUCUACUCGGCACCUCAGCUCUUCCAUAUCGUUCCAUGUCCGCGACACAGACUACCUCGAUUCAAUGCCCGUACUGGACUUCUGGAGCCAUCGAAGGCGACAUUCACACCCGACAAGCCGUUAAACAAGUGGGUAGGAGAAGUACUAAAGGUACUGGACACGCUCAGAUUACUGCGAAUCGAGACAGAUGGAAAAGGUACGGUCGUUUCUACAACAAAUUUCACCAUCCUCAACUUGUGGCUCGUUUGGAGAGGCCCCAAAAGGGAGGAUAGACUCGCUGUCGAAAUCCUGGCUAUGCAGACUUUUGUAGGCCUCAUCGGUCUUGCCAUCAGACACCGACUUGCUUUGGUCAUAUUCUCGCAGGACAACUUAUAGAUCUAUUCCCCUCCAGCUAGCUGUAUAUAUAAUUCAAGUUAUAUUCAGAUCACAACACACUUGCCUCAUGCAUGUGGGUGUGUAUUAAGUGUUGCGGUCCGUCUCCGUCUCCAGAAGCCUACACUCAUGAUAGAUCACGGCUACACGCGCACUGAAGCGGCACCUCUGGAGCACGCCCUAGGGCGGGGAUAGUGAACAUCUGGGGUUCUGGAAUCGCGAAAUGGUAAACCCGAAAACGCGAUACGUC
Aureobasidium subglaciale EXF-2481 is the source of this 1720-nucleotide messenger RNA. RefSeq lists its product as uncharacterized. Gene Ontology annotation, cellular component: membrane. The coding region runs from base 91 to 1473 and encodes 460 amino acids. The transcript is spliced from 3 exons. Gene Ontology annotation, molecular function: UDP-N-acetylglucosamine-dolichyl-phosphate N-acetylglucosaminephosphotransferase activity. The record is from RefSeq and is a predicted model, not a curated record. NCBI's taxonomy places the organism in Eukaryota, Fungi, Ascomycota, Dothideomycetes, Dothideales, Saccotheciaceae. Gene Ontology annotation, biological process: protein N-linked glycosylation; dolichol-linked oligosaccharide biosynthetic process.